This is a messenger RNA of Paramecium primaurelia, 1310 nucleotides long. NCBI's taxonomy places the organism in Eukaryota, Ciliophora, Oligohymenophorea, Peniculida, Parameciidae. The record is from the annotation of a GenBank genome assembly.
AUGAGUGCAGAAAAUGAUAUAUAAGAAGAGAGAAAUAAUGAAGAAUAGUAUAGAAAUUGGAAAUAGAACAUACCAUUUAUGUAUGAAAUAUGUAUCAAUCAUUAAAAUAAUUGGCCAUCUCUUACAGUUUGUUGGUUGAAUGAAAUAGAAAUGUUUUAUUAAUUAUUAUCUUAGUGAUCAAAAUGAUAAUGAAAUACAUAGAUUGAUAGUAGCUACUUAAACUAAUAAUUAAGAAUAGGAUUAUAUAAAAUUGCUUAAAGUAGCUAUUCCAUAAAAAAUAGAUGAAUAAUUAGAUAACACAUUGUUAAAUAAUAUAUGUAUAUAUAAAUUAAAAUUGUAAGGGAAAACAUAAUCUGUAGGAAAAGUGUAAGAAGAAUUGUAAAUAUCAGUGGAAGUUGAAAUAAAUAGAGUUAGAUAAUAACCAAAUAAUUAAUAUAUUUUAGCUACUUAAGCAGGAGAUGGUGAAAUUGGUAUAUAUAUAAAUAGAAAUAGUUAGGUAUUUAUGAUUUAAGUAAAUAAUCAAAAGUAUAAGUUUUAAAAGGAUAGAAAAAAGAAGGUUAUGGUUUGUCUUGGAAUCUUAAUAAUUUUGGUCAUUUAUUAUCAGCAAGUUAUGAUCAUAAUAUAUAUUAUUGGGAUACAAAUACAGGAUAAUUAAUAAAGUAAUAUAAUUUUCAUAAAGGAGAAGUUGAAGAUGUUUGUUGGCAUCCAUAAGAUCCAAACAUUUUCAUAUCAUGUUCUGAUGAUAAAACAUUUGCAAUGUAUAAUAUAUUCUAAUAUAAUUUAGUUGUGAUAUUAGAACAAGUUAAGGAAUUACAAUAUAAUAAGAAGCACAUGAAUAAGAAGUUAAUUGUGUUUAAUUUAAUAAUUUCUAAUCUAAUUUAUUUGCUACUGGAUCUAAUGAUGCUUAAGUUAAAAUGUUUGAUAUUAAUAAACCAGAAGAAGAUAUCCAUACAUUUUCAAAUCAUGAAGAUGCUAUUUAUAGUCUUUAAUGGUCUCCUCAUUAAAAAAAUUUACUUGCAUCUGGUUCUGUUGAUUCUAAAAUUAUUGUUUGGGAUUAUUUUAAAAUUGGAAAUGAAAUUAAAGCUGAAGAUGAAAAAGAUGGUCCAUCUGAAUUAUUAGUAUAUAUUUAUAUUAAUUAGUUUUAUCAUGGAGGACAUAGAUCUAAAGUAAAUGAUUUAUCUUGGAAUGUUAAUCAUAAACAUUUAUUGGCAAGUGUAGAAUAAGAUAAAAAUAUAUUAUAAAUAUGGAAAAUAUAACCAUAAUUAUGGGAAGAAGAUGAAAAUGAUGAAUAUAUACAAUCUCUAGUAUGA